UAGAAAACUCCACCUCACAAUCUUGAGCUACAAGCACAUCUUUUGGGAGGGAAUCCUAUCCCAUAAUGUACUCACUUCAAAAGGCUUGAGCAAAGAGGAAGCCACGCUGCAGCCUGCCAGCACUGCAGAAGAACUAAAACUCAAGAGAAACUAAACGAACCUUUUACUUGUGGGUAGACACAGUUCACCACUGGGAAUGAUGUUACGGUGGAGUUUUAAAACCACGUGGAAAAAGCACCUUUUCUGGACAGCAUUCUGUGUGCUAAGCCUGCUGGUUUCUGGGGAAGAUGAAGCACAAUUGGAACCUAAGAGUACUACCCAAGCAACACAGAAGCCCACCGUUCCUACAUUGGGACCGAAAGAGGAAUCCUCUACAAAGAAUGCUGUAACAACAAUAGGAUCUUCAGUAUAUCCAGCAAAUGAAACUGAGGCAAAAAAGGGGACAAAUGAGAGCAGCAUCACUGCAGUACUACCAACUACCCUCAGUUCGACAUUUACAACAGUGCAGUUAUCUGCAACAGAAAACAUCACAACACAAGCUCCCAACAAUGUAACAAGCCAAAGCAUAAUUCCAACAACCCGUUCAACUGCUUCUUCCACUAAGCAGACAACACAGAAUUUCGCCAGCUUACCUAAUACAACCCAAACUACUGACAGCACUGUAACGGCCAGUAUCACAUGCGUGAAUAAAAAAGAAGUGACUUCUGGCACGGCUGUGAUAUGUUUGGAGCUCACUGAGACCCUCACAUGUGAACAGUUUAAAAUGCAGAAAGAAAAGGACCUAGGAAGGGUGUUAUGUGUGAUAAACACAACAUGCCACAUCAAGUUAUCAGAAUCUAGCGUGAAGCGGAAUUGCAUACUGUUGGUUGACGUUAGCAAUGCAGGUGCAGAUGCACUGAGUAAAGUUCUCAGUGAGAAGACCCAUGAUUUGCAAGAGCUAGGGAUUAAAAAUGUCCAUAAAUCAGAGGGCAUUGAGAAUCAUGGGGACUAUUCCCGGAAGACCCUUAUUGCCUUGGUCACCUCUGGUCUCCUGAUGGCAUUUCUUGGAUUGGCUGGAUACCACUUUAUGAAACGACGGAGCUGGAGUCCCCGUGGAGAGAGGCUGGGAGAAGAUCCAUAUUACACAGAAAAUGGUGGUCAUGGCAACCCUGCAGCCUCUGUGGCCUCUCAUGAACAGUCUGAUCUGCAGGAUAAGCCAAAUCUCAAUGGAGGAGCUCGAGAAAAUGGAACUGGCCAGACAGCCUCAAAAAAUGGACACUCAGCGAAGCCCCAUGUUGCUGACACUGAGCUGUGAAAAGGCUGUGGAUUAAAGUGCUGUUAAUGUCUCCUGAAAGACCAAAAUGGAGACACAGAAAAGCUAGGAUGCAAGGAAGUCAUAAAUGGAAUCAUAAUGUUUUAAUUUUUACAGAGAGCUCGAAAAUUCAAUUCUAAAGCAUUUGUUUCCAAGAGCAGGCCCAGGACUUUUGUGCACAUAGCAAACUGCUUCAGUGGAAUUGGAUACUAUUUGGGAAGUAGGAUCUUUUUCAGACCAAAGUGAGAUGACUGGACUUCAAAUGAAUUUAUGCAGAAAGGCAUGUUAUCUGGAAAUUUAAAGUGGAUUUAUCAAUUAUCCUUGCUAGGACGUUGAUUACCAGAUCAACCAUUUUAAGGAGAAAGAUUUCUUUAUUCUAAGCAUUCUUAAUGUUAAUAAACAAUAGGAUGAUUAGGCCAAUGAUUCUAAAUACGAAUUUACAUGGUAAAAUCAGUACAAGUGAAUCAGUUUUGUUAAUUCUGAAACACAUGGCCAUAUACUUCUCCCGUCCUAGUCCAAACUAUAAUUUUUCAAGAUGUAAAUGGGUGACUUUGGGGUGCAUGUUACUACAUUUAUUAUGCUUUGAUUGUAUUCCUGCAUUGAUCAGGGGGUUGGACUUGAUGGCCUUGUAGGCCCCUUCCAACUUCUCUUUUCUAUGAUUCUGUGAUUAAUCAUGCAGGUCGCCACAUUAAAAUCAAACAAAAGAUCAAAGAUUUAAAAAGGCAUCUGUAUCAAACUUCAUAUUUUGCUGGGGUUCUCCAGGUAAGUGCCACAACUGCUCAAGACUUUGCUUUUUGUGCUACAUCUUCCAAAAAAAAAAAUGAAAGUCCUCAGGAUGAUGGGCUUAUGAAGAAUAGGAUUCAUUCGGAAGUACCAUUUAAAAAUUUCUGAGCAACAAAGAUUUCAAAUCUUUAUUAGGCUUAAUGUGCACAGAAAGCUAGGUGGAAAGAUGUCAGCUAAAUAUGGAGAGUUCCUUAACCGACAUGAAACUGCAAUAGGCAAGUAGCCUAAGGUUGUAAAUAUUGCUCAUUCGCUUUUUCUGUUCUGUGUUUCUACUUAGGGAUUUUGUUUUAAUUGUUUACAUAAGAACAAAUAAAUGGAAGCAUAGGGCAUACAGCAACUGUUACAGAGCAACUGAUUGAUGCCUGUAAAGCAAAAAGCAAGUUACUGAAACUUUGUCCAUGAUUGUGCUUAAGUUAGUUUUAAUGAAAUCAGUGGACAAAUUAACCAAAUGAUGUCAAUCAGAAUGUCAGUCUCCCAAGACUGUAGUCCUAUAUCUCUUACCUGGGACUUACCCGGGACUCAAUGAAGCUUACUUUAAAGCAGAAAUGUAUAGAAUUGUGUUGUAAACUUAAUAAACUAUCUUUGGAUUGAA
This is a messenger RNA of Pogona vitticeps (central bearded dragon), 2666 nucleotides long. RefSeq names its product CD34 molecule (gene CD34). Gene Ontology annotation, cellular component: membrane. The record is from RefSeq and is a predicted model, not a curated record. Gene Ontology annotation, biological process: cell-matrix adhesion. Lineage: Eukaryota; Metazoa; Chordata; Lepidosauria; Squamata; Agamidae.